AUGCCGAAACCCCGUACCCCCGAGCACCUCACCGCACCGCGCAGCCAGAUGGCCUCCUCCUCGUGCCCGCUCUCCCCCGGGCCAAGCGGCUCCAAGCCCAGGACGACGCGGGCCAGCGGGGUCGGGUUCGGAGGCGUAAUGGCGCGGACCGUGGCGGCAGUGAAGCUGGAGCCGAAGCCGGAGCCAUGGGCGGCGGGCGCAGAGGAGGGGUCGGCAGUGGCCCCGCGGUCGAUGGAGGGGCCGCCGCUCCCGGCGCCGUUCGUGGCGAAGACGUACGAGAUGGUGGCGGACGCGGCCACGGACGCCGUAGUGUCGUGGGCGCCCGGCGGCGCGGGGAACAGCUUCGUGGUGUGGGACCCGCAGGAGCUCGCCGCCGGCAUCCUCCCGCGCUUCUUCAAGCACGCCAACUUCGCGUCCUUCAUCAGGCAGCUCAACAUCUACGGAUUCAGGAAGGUGAAUCCGGAUCGUUGGGAGUUUGCAAACGAAUCCUUCUUAGCAGGCCAGAAGCAUUUGCUGAAAAAUAUCAAGAGGAGGCGUGCUUCCAGACCGCCAAAGGAUCCCAGCGAGGUCGAGAGUUUGAAACGAGACCACGCAGCGCUCAGGGCUGAAGUCAUCACGCUAAGGCAGCAGUACAGCAUUUGCAAAUCCCAACUCGUGGCCUUGGAGGAGAGGAUCCUGAACAACGAGAGGAACCAGCAGCGGGCCAUCGCCUUGAUCUUCGCAAAGGUGCUCAGCAACCCAGCCUUCGUGCAACAGGUCCUGCUCAACUAUGCCAAGGAGAAAGAGCUACGCGGCGCUUCCAAACGACAGCGGCUGAUGGAAAACGAAGAACAUCGGCACGGCGAUUUGCCACUGAGUAGUAGCACCGAAGUUGCGUUUGCGACAGUGGCGGCUGGCGUCUCUGCGGGUAGCAGCGAUGGUGGCACAGCCGCGAAACAGGAACCUGGGCCUGAGUUGAAUGGUCAGGAGAUGGACGGUAUUUGGUAUGAUGUGUGGGACGAGCUGGACGCGAUACCAGGAGCUGAAAUGGACCGGCGAGAAGCAGACAAGGGCGUGGCUGGCUUCGACGUCGAGGACUUCAGUGGACGGCCUUGCGGUUGGGAUGAUGACUGCUCGUAUCUCGCGGAGCCGGUGCAGUUUGUGGAGCACUAUGACUAG
Molecule: messenger RNA, 1158 nt
Organism: Miscanthus lutarioriparius
Lineage: Eukaryota; Viridiplantae; Streptophyta; Magnoliopsida; Poales; Poaceae
Source: the annotation of a GenBank genome assembly